Messenger RNA from Sorex araneus (European shrew), 3398 nucleotides. RefSeq names its product thymidine kinase 1 (gene TK1). Gene Ontology annotation, molecular function: thymidine kinase activity; ATP binding. Bases 1835 to 2482 code for a protein of 215 amino acids. NCBI's taxonomy places the organism in Eukaryota, Metazoa, Chordata, Mammalia, Eulipotyphla, Soricidae. The transcript is spliced from 8 exons. Gene Ontology annotation, biological process: thymidine metabolic process. The record is from RefSeq and is a predicted model, not a curated record.
CUUUCAAACGAAAACUCCGAACAUGCGGGUAAGCCGCACACCCGGUCCAGCGCAGCAGGGCAGCGGGAGCCCCGACAGCGCGCGGGCCGCCGGCCCAGCUCCGGGUUCACACGGGGAGAUGAGGACGUUUUGCAGCCGGGCGGGCAGAAGCGCGAUGCCCCGAACGCGCCCGGUGCCUGGACGGUGUGCCCGGGCAGGCCACGUCGCCUAGCACGACAAAGCAAAGCAGGGGCUCGCUAUGCGUGCCUCUCUUUCCGCUCUGGCUUAACUCAGGCAGAGAGGGGGAAAGCCAAACCCCGCGGAGGGAGGGCAACCGGGCCUCGGUUUCCCCGGUCCGCAGCAGCCGCUGUAGGGAGGCUCCGCCCACCCCGCUGCUGACUGGCCCCCGGGGAGAGGUCUGUGAGGCUCCGCCCACCCCGCUGCUGAUUGGCCCCCGGGGAGAGGUCUGGGAGGCUCCGCCCACCCCGCUGCUGAUUGGCCUCCCCGGGCGGCGGGUCCCGGGCUUUGCACUGUCUGCCCCGGGAUGGGAUCACGCGCCGCGGCUGGUUCUGCGCGUGGAUCUGCAGCGAAGAGCAGAACCGGGGGUGUCGCCUGUCCUAUCUCGCAGGAACUGCGCCCGCGCCACGCCCAGCCCGCGGGAUCCAGGCUUUCGUGCAUAAAGAUGACAGCAGUUUUCUUUCCUGUGUUUUUUUUUUUUCCUUUUUUUGCUUUUUGGGUCACAUCGGCGAUGCUCAGGGGGUGAUUCCUGGCUCUGCACUCAGGAAUCAUUCCUGGCGGUGCUUCGGGGGACCCCAUGGGAUGCUGGGAAUCGAACCCGGGUUGGCCGCAAGCAAGUCAAACGCCCUCCCCGCUGUACUAUGGUUCUGGCCUCAUAGGCAGCAGCUUGACAAGGUUAAAGGCCAUCAGGCUGGGGAGGAUGAAGCCGGCCACUCAAUCUGCGGCAGCCAGAUGGGGACAUAGUGGGCUUCUGGGCCCUACCCAGGCCAGAGCAGGGAGAGAGAGCACAGACGGGAGGACUUUCCGGAGCUUUCUUGGGGGCUGUUCCCCUCUCACCAGAUCCUUAUACGUGUGACCAAGCCCUGCACAGGUGUCCAACCCUCAGGGCACCCCCUGCGGUGAGUGCCAAUGUCUACCUCCUUGCACUGUGUGCACACAUCUUGCUUAACCUUAACAGCCCCAGAUGCGGAUGGGGGCGCAGUGGGCUUCUGGGGUCCCUCACAGGCCAGAGCUGGGGGAGAGACAGUGCACAGACAGGAGGACUUUCCGGAGCUUUCUUGGGGGCUGUUUGCCUCUCACCAGAUCCUCACAUGUGUGAUCAAGCUCUGCACAGGUGUCCAACCCUCACGGCACCCCCCGCGGUGAGUGGUGCCAAUGUCUCUACCGCCUUCCUCUGUGUGCACACACCUUGCUUAACCUCACACUCAACCGCGAGGCUUAACCUCACCCCGACCUCCCGCGGUGCCACGGACAAAAACAGAGAGGGCAUUGGUCUUUCCUGGGCCCUGAAAAUCAGGCUACCAGCAGCGAGAAGACGAACAGAAGAGAAAGAGAAAUUUUGCUAGAAGUUUCUGGGAGGCUCCAGGCAGCCCCGGGAGUAGGUGCAGUCUCAGGCUUCUACGCUUCCCCCCUGCAAGCCCACCUACUCUCUAACCCUCGCUCCCCCAACGCCCAUAGUGCAUGCAAUCCCCCUUGCCUCUUUAGACAUCUUCUUCCAGGGAGCAGGACGGGAGAGAGCCAUGCCGCAGUCUUCAGCGCCGGGAUGUAGCUGCGGGAGAGCACUUGGGUUGAAUGCGUGAGGCCCUAGUUCUCUCUCCCGCUCAGCAACAGAAAGGACAUGCAGGUGAUCCUCGGACCCAUGUUCUCAGGGAAAAGCACGGAGCUGAUGAGACGCGUCCGCCGCUUCCAGAUCGCCCAGUACAAGUGCUUGGUGAUCAAGUACGCCAAGGACACGCGUUACAGCACCCACUUCUCCACCCACGACCGGAACACCAUGGAGGCGCUGCCCGCCUGCCUGCUCCGAGACGUGACCCCGGACGCCCUGGGCGUGGCCGUCAUAGGCAUCGACGAGGGCCAGUUUUUCCCGGACAUUGUGGACUUCAGCGAGGCCAUGGCCAAUGCCGGGAAGACGGUGAUCGUGGCCGCCCUGGACGGCACCUUCCAGAGGAAGGCUUUCGGGAACAUCCUGAACCUGGUGCCCCUGGCGGAGAGCGUGGUGAAGCUGACGGCCGUGUGCAUGCAGUGCUUCCGCGAGGCGGCCUACACCAAGCGGCUGGGCGUGGAGAAGGAGGUGGAGGUCAUCGGGGGAGCUGACAAGUACCACUCCGUGUGCCGGCCCUGCUACUUCAAGAAGGCGCCGCCGUCCACCGCACCCGACGACCCCGACAAUAAGGAGAACUGCCCGGCGCCGGGCUGGCCCGAGCCCACGGGCGCCAGGAAGCUCUUUGCCCCCCACCACAUCCUGCAGUGCAGCCCGGCCCACUGAGCCACCCGGCCCCGUGGCCGCCCCGGUUCCCUCCUGCCGCCAGCGUCACCCCUGAGCGCCCCAGCUGGGGGCAGGGGGCCGCCAGGUGACGUGAGCAGCGCAUCUUCUUCCCCUUUGUGGCCCUCGCUGCAGUUUCUCUUCUGCUGGGGAAGUCCACGGCGCGGCCCCCGCAGCCCCGGGCCCUGCGCCCGGCCCCACCCCAGCAGCCCAGCCUGCUGGCCACAGGUUUUGUCAAGGGCGGGGUGGGACAUGGUUUUUAACGGAUAUGUGAAAGGAAUGAUCUUAAUAUUAAAGUUAGUAUUAUUUUGGUUUUUUUUGCCUUUGGGUCACUCGCGGCGAUGCUCAGGGUUCCUCCUGGCUCUGCAACUCAGGAGUCACCCUGCUGCGGUCACACCUGGUCAGCCGCGUGCAAGGCAAACGUCCUCCCCACUCCAGCCCUGAAAUUAGCAUUUCUGCCCCUUACACCUCACUGCUCACUGACAUGACGUGGAUGGGGCUGGGGUCGUCUCCCGUGUCCGUGGCCCUCAGGACCAGGACAUGCGCCUGGGGCAUGGCCCAGUUUGAUGGGAUGGGCUUGGCUCCGGGGUCCAGGCUGUGCCAUGUCAGGGGGGCUGGGCCAGGGUUCGAGCCCCUCAGCCCUUCCAGCUGCUACUGCCACGUGCAGAGGUGACCCUCAGCUCCAGCCUUUCCUUCUUGGGUGGGGCGCAGCGCCGGGCUGCCGAGUCCCGUCUGCAGGGCGUGGACGGGCCUUCUCGGGGUGCCAACAUCAGCUGAGCAGGCCGCAGGGGAUGACCCUAGUGGGCAGCUCUCCUGCCCGCCUCGCCCCGGCCCAGGCCCAGCAGGGCCCUGGCAGGCGCCCAUGGUGGCUUGUUUACCAGCUGAGCUCUUGGCUAUUUUAAGCGGCUGCUGGGGGAUG